Bacillus rossius redtenbacheri is the source of this 2684-nucleotide messenger RNA. Its product is annotated as ribonuclease Z, mitochondrial-like. NCBI's taxonomy places the organism in Eukaryota, Metazoa, Arthropoda, Insecta, Phasmatodea, Bacillidae. Gene Ontology annotation, molecular function: 3'-tRNA processing endoribonuclease activity. Gene Ontology annotation, biological process: mitochondrial tRNA 3'-end processing. Gene Ontology annotation, cellular component: mitochondrion. The record is from RefSeq and is a predicted model, not a curated record.
AGUUGAUGAAAUAAAUACUCAUGUUUGGUAAAGGUUAUGGUUGAAUAAUGCUUAAAAUGGACAAAAUUGACAUAUGACAUGUAAUAAAAAAACUUGCGGUGGGCUAUUAUAUCAUCUGAUUUCCAUCAAUGCAUUUCCUUACCAUCCUAAUUCGAAGGAAUUUUGCAGUUAUUUUGCGAAGGCCUAAUUGUUUACUAAAUCAUAACCUGCACAAUUUACUCGUCGAAAUGCCUAAAGAAAAGAAACAUACUCAGGAACUGAAGAAGCAGCGUCAGAAGCUUAAAGAAAAGGGACAGAAAUAUGUUCCUGGAACUGUAUGCUUACAGGUUUUAGGAAGUGGCGCCGAAGGGGCACCUACGUCAUUGUACCUCUUCACGGAUCAGUCGAGGUACCUGUUCAACGUGGGCGAGGGCACGCAGCGCCUGGCGCACGAGCACAAGAUGAAGCUGUCCAAGCUGGAGCACAUCUUCAUCACGACGCCCGUGUGGGAGAACAUCGGGGGCCUGCCCGGCGUGGCGCUCACCAUCCAGGACGUGGGCGUGCCGCAGAUCACCCUGCACGGCCCCCCGGGCACCAACGAGAUAUUUUCUGCCACUCGGAGGUUCGUGAUCUUAAAGGAUCUGUCGGUGCGCAUGGCCCCGUGUUUCGAAGGAGAGUGCUUCGAGGACACGGUGAUGACCGUGCGCUACGUCCCGCUGAGGGACGGCGGGACGGAACAGGCCGGGACGCGGGCCAAUGGCGGCCAGGCCGAGGCCUCGGCGACCUCCUGCUCCUCCGACGAUGACGUCGACUACUACGCGCACGAGCGCAAGCGAAAGAAGCGCCGGAGUCCCAAAGAAGGAAGCGACUCGCCAGGCGGGAAGAGGCUGCGGCCCGAGGUGCCGGCGGGACGCCGCGCCAUGUGCUACGCCUGCCAGCUGAAGCCCAAGCCGGGCGCGCUGUGCCUGGAGAGGUGCGUGGAGAGGGGCGUGCCCCCGGGACCGCUGCUGGGACGCCUCAAGGCCGGCGAGGACGUGCAGCUCCCCGACGGCUCGGUCGUCCGCUCGGCCGACGUGUGCCUGCCCGACGACCCGGGCCCCGUCUUCCUGGUCGUGGACUGCCCCGGCCCGGAGCUCCUGGACUCGCUCGUGUCCAGCCCGGCCCUCGCGAGGCACCAGGCCAGCGCCGCCCGGGCCGAGGACUUCGCGUACCUCGUGGUGCACUUCACCCCGCCCGGCGUCAUGGGGGACCGCAGGUACCAGGAGUGGAUGGAGCGGUUCUCCCCCAGCACGCGCCACCUGGUGCUGAACGCCUCCAACGCCUGCCUGGGCAGCGCGGCCGUGCACCGCAUACAGCACAAGCUGCACCUGCUGCACCCGGGGGUGUUCCCCCUGCUGGGCGACCGCAGCGUCCCGGCCGCGGGGCAGGACCCCGCCUCGCCGCCGCCGCCCGCCGCCGUGCCGCUGGUCCCGGCCCGCACCCUCUGCAGCGUGUGGCUGCGCCCCAAGCGCGGCACGGAGAGGCAGGCCGAGCUGACCUUGGACCCGGAGGGGUUCGUGGCGGAGACGCUCGCCGUGGAGGGCUUCCCCGAGGAGCUGGCCAGGCUGCGGGAGGCGCUCCGGGCGGGGCGUGAGCGGGACCCCGCCCCAGCGCGCCCCUUCCCGCGCCUGCUGUUCCUCGGCACCGGCUCCUGCAUCCCCAACAAGACCCGCAACACCAGCGGCAUCCUGCUGCAGGCCAGCGAGGACUGCAACGUGCUGGUGGACUGCGGCGAGGGCACGCACGGCCAGCUGGUGCGGUUCUACGGGCCGCGCCGUGCGGACGACGCCCUGAGGCGGACGCGCGCCGUGUUCGUGUCGCACCUGCACGCCGACCACCACAUCGGCCUGGUGGGCGUGCUGAAGGGGCGGCGGCGGGCGCUGGCCCGCGCCGGGGACCACCAGGCACGGCCCGUGUACCUGGUGGCGCCGCGCCAGAUCAUGUCCUGGCUCGACUUCUACCACCGCCACUUCGAGCCCGUGCUGGACGACUUCCGGCUGAUCCCCAACGGCGACCUGGUGGAAGGAGCGUCGGGCAGUGAGCCCGUGCUAGCGCGGGCCCUGGAGGAGCUGGGGAUGCGCGCCGUCGCCACAGCGCCCGUCGACCACUGCCCCAACGCCUUCGGGGUGGCGUUCACGCACCGCGACGGCUGGAAGGUCACGUACUCCGGGGACACCCGGCCCUGCCCCACCCUCGAGGAGCUGGGGAGGGGCAGCGACCUGCUGGUGCACGAGGCCACCAUGGAGGACGAGCUGGCAGAGGAGGCGCGGCUCAAGCUGCACUCGACCACGUCGCAGGCGGUGGGGGUCGGCCGGCGCAUGGGCGCGUGCUUCACGCUGCUCACGCACUUCAGCCAGCGCUACGCCAAGCUCCCGCGCUUCGAGCCGGGCCCCGCGGCCGCCGUCGGCAUCGCCUUCGACAACAUGCAGGUGGGGCUGGACGACCUGAGCGUGUUGCCGCUGCUGCUCCCCGCCCUCAAGCUCAUGUUCGCGGAGCACUGCGAGGAGCUGGAGCAGAAGGCGGCGCGGCGCGUCAUGAGGCGCGAGCUGGAGGCCGCCGUCAAGUCCUGACCGGCGCGGCCCGGGAUCUCCCCGGGAGACGUCCGCCGCUCGCCCCGCUGCGACAUCACCCCCGACGUGUGGAAUAAAUUAUACCCUUGGACCAUA